GGAAAUGGAAUCGUCCUACAUUUUAGAUCCAGACUCCUCAGUUGACAUGUAUUCCCUACUUCAUUGCUUCACUCACUUGAUCCAACAAGAAUUGGACACGUUUCGGACCAGUUGGAAUUGCCAUCGUAUUCGGACAUGCCGUAAUGAAACACCCAAUCAAAUGUAUUACAGUGGGCUUGAUAAUCUUGCCCAGUGCUCUAAGGAGUUCGGGCAAUAUUUCACAGAAUUAGAUCAGGAUUUAUUGACAUUUAUUGCUGACACCGAUAUCCACGAGAGUGACAAGACGGUUGAGUACGUAGAAGUUCACAUCCCUGAUCGUUACGAACAUUUGGAACAUUUACUGGAAGAUAGUCAAAAUUUUGUCUAUCAAAGAUUCCCAGUUUCAGGAAUUACCAAACAAAAUGUUAUUCAUUGUUACAUCGAAAUAAGAGCUUUGGUGCAAGAUUAUGUUUCUCAGUAUUUCUGACAAGAAAUAA
Messenger RNA from Daphnia magna, 476 nucleotides. RefSeq lists its product as uncharacterized. The coding region runs from base 5 to 466 and encodes 153 amino acids. The record is from RefSeq and is a predicted model, not a curated record. Lineage: Eukaryota; Metazoa; Arthropoda; Branchiopoda; Diplostraca; Daphniidae. The transcript has 2 exons.